UCCAGGAGGACUAAUCAGUAGUACUAACCUGAUCAUCAUGAUGAAGCUCAUCCUUUCUCUCACUCUCAUCUGGACUCUCUGCAGUACAGCUGGAGCCCUUCAGUGUCAAAACUGCACAGAUGUAGCGUGUUCAACCACAGAAUCAAUAACAUGUCCCACAGGGACGAUGUGUAUAACAGCUUCCAUUCUAGCUAAUUUAAAUGGAAUGGAACAAAACCAAAUCUUCAAGUCAUGUGCAUUGCCCUCCCUGUGUCCAUCCACCGGCCCUCAGACAUUUUCAGCUAGCUUGCUUGCUGCAAGUGUUCUUGCAUCUGCUGAGUGCUGCAACACAGACGACUGCAACGCACCAACUCAACCUGCCCCAGUUCUUCAGCCAAAUAAUGGACAACUGUGUCCUUGUAGCCCCCCAUCCUCAAUGUGCAGCGUUCCAUGCAGGGGAGCUGAGGACACAUGCUUUCAAGCUGAUGUGAUAAAUGGGGCCUUGGGAUCUCCAGUGUUUGGCUGUGCAUCAGCAAAUUUCUGUACUGCUGCCACGACACAAGGAAGUGUGCCUUUCUUGGACAUUGUUGGUACCAUUACAAAUGGACCAACCUGCUCUCCUAUACAAACAACUGCUACCCCAACCACAUCUGCUGCAACAACGACUAGUGCCCCAACCACAACAGCUGUCCCAACCACAACCACUGCUCAAACAACUGCUGCCCCAACAACAGCUGCUGCCCCUAUGACUACUGCCCCAAUCACAACUGCUGCUGCAACAACAACUGCUGCCCCAACCACGACUGCUGCCUCAACCACAACUUCUGCCCCAACAACUGCUGCCCUGACCACAACUGCUGCUGCAACAACUGCUGCCCCAACAACUACUGCCUCGACAACAACUGCUGCUCCAACCACAACUGCUGCCGCAACAACUGCUGCCCCAACUACAACCGCUGCCACAACAACAACGGCUGCCCCAGCAACUACUGCAGUAAAAACAACUGCUGCCCCAACCACAACUGCUGCCCCAAAAACAAUUUCUGGCCCGACCACAUCUGCUGCCCCAACCACAGCUGCUGCCCCAACUACAACCGCUGCCGCAACCACAACUGCUUUCCCAACCACAACCGCUGCCCCAACAACAACUGCUGCCCUGACCACAACUGCUGCCGCAACAACUGCUGCCCCAACCACAAUGGCUGCCGCAACAACAACGGCUGCCCCAACAACUACUGCACUAACAACAACUGCUGCCCCAACCACAACUGCUGCUGCAACAUUAACUGCUGCCCCAACCACAACUGCUGUCCCAACAACAACUGCUGCCCCGACCACAACUGCUGCCCCAACAACAACUGCUGCCCUGACCAUAACUGCUGCCCCAACAACAACUGCUGCCCCAACCACAACUGCUGCCGCAACUACAACCACUGGCGCAACAACAACGGCUGCCCCAACAUCUACUGCAGUAACAACUGCUGCCCCAAUCACAACUGCUGCCCCAACAACAACUGUUGCUGCAACAUCAACUGCUGCCCAAACCACAACUGCUGCCCCAACAACAGCUGCUGCCCUGACAACUGCUGCCCCAACCACAACUGCUGCCCCAACUACAACCGCUACCGCAACAACAAUUGCUGCCCCAACCACAACUGCUGCCUCAACUACAACCGCUUCCGCAACAACAACUGCUGCAACAAUGACUGCUGCCCCGACUACAACUGCUGCCCCAACAACUGCUGCCCCAACCACAACUGCUGCCACAACAACAACUUCUGCCCCGACCACAUCUGCUGCCCCAACCACAACUGCUGCCCCAACUACAACCGCUGCCACAACCACAACUGCUUUCCCAACCACAACCGCUGCCCCAACAACAACUGCUGCCCUGACCACAACUGCUGCCGCAACAACUGCUGCCCCAACCACAACUGCUGCCCCAACCACAACUGUUGCUGCAACAUCAACUGCUGCUCCAACCACAACUGCUGCCCCAACAACAACUGCUGUCCUGACCACAACUGCUGCCGCAACAAUGGCUGCCCCAACAACUACUGCACUAACAACAACUGCUGCCCCAACCACAACUGUUGCUGCAACAUUAACUGCUGCCCCAACCACAACUGCUGUCCCAAAAACAACUGCUGCCGCGACCACAACUGCUGCCCCAACCACAACUGCUGCCCCAACAACAACUGCUGCCCUGACCACAACUGCUGCCGCAACUACAACCACUGCCGCAACAACAACGGCUGCCCCACCAUCUACUGCAGUAACAACAACUGCUGCCCCAACCACAACUGCUGCCCCAACUACAACCGCUGCCGCAACAACAACGGCUGCCCCAACAUCGACUGCAGUAACAACAACUGCUGCCCCAACCACAACUGCUGCCCCAACUACCACCGCUGCCGCAACAACAACGGCUGCCCCAACAUCUACUGCAGUAAGAACAACUGCUGCCCCAAUCACAACUGCUGCCCCAACCACAACUGUUGCUGCAACAUCAACUGCUGCCCAAACCACAACUGCUGCCCCAACUACAACCGCUACUGCAACAACAACUGCUGCCCCAACCACAACUGCUGCCCCAACUACAACCGCUACCGCAACAAAAACUGCUGCAACAACGACUGCUGCCCCGACAACUGCUGCCCCAACAACUGCUGCCCCAACCACAACUGCUGCCCCAGUGACGACUAGUGCCCCAACUACAAUUGCUGCCCCAACCACAACUGCUGCCCCAACCACAACUGCUGCCCCAACAAUGACUGGAACCCCAACAACUGCUGCCCCAACAACAACUGCUGCUGCAACCACAACCGCUGCCCCAACAACACCUGUUGCUGCAACAACUGCUGCCCCAACCACAACCGCUGCUCCAACAACUGCUGCCCCAACCACGACUGCUGCCUCAACAACGACUGGAAUCCCAACAACUGCUGCCCCAACAACAGCUGCUGCCCUGUCCACAACUGCUGCCGACACUACAACCGCUGCCGCAACAACAACGGCUGCCCCAACAUCUACUGCAGUAACAACAACUGCUGCCCCAACCACAACUGCUGCCCCAACUACAACCGCUGCCGCAACAACGGCUGCCCCAACAACUACUGCAGUAACAACAACUGCUGCCCCAAUCACAGCAGCUGCCCCAACCACAACUGUUGCUGCAACAACGGCUGCCCCAACAUCUACUGCAGUAACAACAACUGCUGCCCCGACCACAUCUGCUGCCCCAACCACAACUGCUGCCCCAACUACAACCGCUGCCACAACCACAACUGCUUUCCCAACCACAACCGCUGCCCCAACAACAACUGCUGCCCCAAUCACAACUGCUGCCCCAACCACAACUGUUGCUGCAACAUCAGCUGCUGCCCAAACCACAACUGCUGCCCCAACUACAACCGCUACUGCAACAACAACUGCUGCCCCAACCACAACUGCUGCCCCAACUACAACCGCUACCGCAACAACAACUGCUGCAACAACGACUGCUGCCCCGACAACAACUGCUGCCCCAACAACUGCUGCCCCAACCACAACUGUUGCCCCAGUGACGACUAGUGCCCCAACUACAAUUGCUGCCCCAACCACAACUGCUGCCCCAACCACAACUGCUGCCCCAACAAUGACUGGAACCCCAACAACUGCUGCCCCAACAACAACUGCUGCUGCAACCACAACCGCUGCCCCAACAACACCUGUUGCUGCAACAACUGCUGCCCCAACCACAACCGCUGCUCCAACAACUGCUGCCCCAACCACGACUGCUGCCUCAACAACGACUGGAAUCCCAACAACUGCUGCCCCAACAACAGCUGCUGCCCUGACCACAACUGCUGCCGACACUACAACCGCUGCCGCAACAACAACGGCUGCCCCAACAUCUACUGCAGUAACAACAACUGCUGCCCCAACCACAACUGCUGCCCCAACUACAACCACUGCCGCAACAACGGCUGCCCCAACAACUACUGCAGUAACAACAACUGCUGCCCCAAUCACAGCAGCUGCCCCAACCACAACUGUUGCUGCAACAACGGCUGCCCCAACAUCUACUGCAGUAACAACAACUGCUGCCCCGACCACAUCUGCUGCCCCAACCACAACUGCUGCCCCAACUACAACCGCUGCCACAACCACAACUGCUUUCCCAACCACAACCGCUGCCCCAACAACAACUGCUGCCCUGACCACAACUGCUGCCGCAACAACUGCUGCCCCAACCACAACUGCUGCCCCAACCACGACUGCUGCCCUGACCACAACUGCUGCCGACACUACAACCGCUGCCGCAACAACAGCUGCCCCAACAACUACUGCAGUAACAACAACUGCUGCCCCAAUCACAGCUGCUGCCCCAACCACAACUGUUGCUGCAACAUCAACUGCUGCCCCAACAACAACUGCUGCCCUGACAACAACUGCUGCCCCAACAACUGCUGCCCCAACCACAACUGCUGCCCCAACUACAACCGCUACCGCAACAACAACUGCGGCCCCAACCACAACUGCUGCCCCAACUACAACCGCUACCGCAACAACUGCUGCAACAACGACUGCUGCCCCGACAACAACUGCUGCCCCAACCACAACCGUUGCCCCAGUAACGACUAGUGCCCCAACUACAAUUGCUGCCCCAACCACAACUGCUGCCCCAACCACAACUGCUGCCCCAACAAUGACUGGAACCCCAACAACUGCUGCCCCAACAACAACCGCUGCUGCAACCACAACCGCUGCCCCAACAACACCUGUUGCUGCAACAACUGCUGCCCCAACCACAAUCGCUGCUCCAACAGCUGCUGCCCCAACCACAACUGCUGCCUCAACAACGACUGGAAUCCCAACAACUGCUGCCCCAACAACAGCUGCUGCAUCAACCACAACCGCUGCCGCAACAACAACUGCUAACCCAACCACAACCACAGCUCCAACAACUGCUGCCCCAACAACUACUGCUGCUCCAACCACAACAGCAGCCCCAACAACAACUGCUGCCCCAACCACAACUGCUGCCCCAAUAACGACUAGUGCCCCAACCACAACUGCUGCCCCGACUACAACCACUGCUGCAACCACAACUGCUGCCCUAACAAUUACUGCUGCCCCAACCACAACUGCUGCCCCAACAACAAGUGCUGCCCUAACCACAACUGCUGCCGCAACAACUGCUGCCCCAACAACAACGGCUGCCCCAACAACUACUGCAGUAACAACAACUGCUGCCUCAACCACAACUGCUGCCCCAACCACAACUGUUGCUGCAACAUCAACUGCUGCCCCAACCACAACUGCUGCCCCAACAACUGCUGCCCCGACCACAACUGCUGCCGCAACCACAACUGCUGCCCCAACAACAACUGCUGCCCUGACCACAACUGCUGCCGCAACGACUGCCCCAACCACAACUGCUGCCCCAACUUCUACUGUUGCUGCAACAUCAACUGCUGCCACAACCACACCUGCUGCCCCAACAACUGCUGCCCUUACCACAACUGCUGCCGCAACAACUUCUGCCCCAACCACAACUGCACUAACAACAACUGCUGCCCCAACCACAACUGUUGCUGCAACAUCAAAUGCUGCCGCAACCACAACUGCUGUCCCAACAACAACUGCUGCCCCGACCACAACUGCUGCCGCAACAACUGCUGCCCCAACCACAACUGCUGCCCCAACUACAACCGCUGCCCCAACCACAACUGCUGCUCCAACAACACCUGCCCCAACCACAACUGCAGCCCCAACAACAAAUGUUGCCCCAACCACAACUGUUGCUGCAACAUCAACUGCUGCCCCAACCACAACUGCUGCCCCAACAACAACUGCCACCUCAACAACAACUGCUGCCCCGACCACAACUGCUGCCCCAACAACGACUGAUGCCCCAACAACAACUGCUGCACCAACCACAACAACAGCCCCGACCACAACUGCUGCUGCAACCACAAUUGCGGCCACGGCCACAACCACUGCCAGUGAUGCAUCUUGCUUCCGACUGAAUAUAUUCCACCUGCUUCUUGGAUUCCUGACCAUCAUCCUGUUUUAGGUCACAGAGACAGGGCCAGCUGCGUAUGAUGUGGCAGAAAGACUCUCAUCAGACAUUUUGCAGCUUGAACCUGGUGUUACUCCGAACUGCUUUCUUUAACAGUGAAUGGAAUCUGGAUGACACUGAGGUGGGAUAUUUUACUGAUAUAAACCCUGCCUCGGCACCGAUAUGAUUACAGUAUAUGUCUGAGAAACAUUUUAUCAAUUGCAGAGAGAAAAUUGCUUGGCAGGAUGUUUGAUUGCUUUCUGUAAUGGUUUGUGAUGUAAACCAUAUGAAAGCACAUCACAAUAACACAAGGUUUGUUUACAUGAACAACAAUGUCCGGUUGUACUCACUUCAGGCUAGCUCCUCAGAAUAUUAACCUUAGCCCAUUUCGAUGGCUUCACUCUGGCUGACUAAUAUAUGCGUCCUUGCUUUACCUGCUCUCUUUGCUUUAUAUACAUUGGGAGAAAAUGAUUAUUUUUUCUUAAUUUAUUUUUAUUUUUGUGUGUAAAUUUUUUUUUAUGUUAUUGUUGGAUUAACAUUAAUAUUAUGUGUGUACCUUGAUAAAUAAGCUAAAGUGAUUAAAUUCAACAUAUGCUGAUUAAUUUCA
Molecule: messenger RNA, 6632 nt
Organism: Amphiprion ocellaris (clown anemonefish)
Lineage: Eukaryota; Metazoa; Chordata; Actinopteri; Pomacentridae
Product: mucin-2-like
Exons: 5
Coding region: 38-6040 (2000 amino acids)
Source: RefSeq, a predicted model, not a curated record